Messenger RNA from Cynocephalus volans (Philippine flying lemur), 1060 nucleotides. RefSeq names its product ERCC excision repair 1, endonuclease non-catalytic subunit (gene ERCC1). The transcript has 10 exons. Bases 115 to 1008 code for a protein of 297 amino acids. Gene Ontology annotation, biological process: UV-damage excision repair; mitotic recombination. The record is from RefSeq and is a predicted model, not a curated record. Gene Ontology annotation, molecular function: single-stranded DNA binding; damaged DNA binding. Gene Ontology annotation, cellular component: nucleus; nucleotide-excision repair factor 1 complex; ERCC4-ERCC1 complex. Lineage: Eukaryota; Metazoa; Chordata; Mammalia; Dermoptera; Cynocephalidae.
CCCGGGAGACAGAGAGGCCGGAAGUGCGGCAAGCCCGGGCCGCGCUGGUCGCGCGGGCGGGGAAACGCCUUGAUCUCCCUUCGGUCCUUUACUUGCGGCCUCUGGGCAAAGCAGAUGGACCCUGGAAAGAACGAGGAGGGGGUGCCACAACCUGCGGGGCCGCCCACAAAGAAGAAAUUUGUCAUACCUCUGGACGAGGAUGAGGUCCCUCCUGCAGGGGCCAAGCUCUUAUUCAAAUCCACACGGAGCCUUGCCACCGUGGAGACCUCGGCCCAGGCAGCCCCUCAGACCUACGCCGAAUAUGCCAUCUCACGGCCUCCAGGAGGAGCUGAAGCCACGUGCCCCACAGAGUCAGAACCCCAGCAAGGAGAGACCCCCAACCAGGCUCUGAAACCCGGGGCAAAAUCCAACAGCAUUAUUGUGAGCCCCCGGCAGAGGGGCAACCCCGUGCUGAAGUUUGUGCGCAAUGUGCCCUGGGAGUUUGGUGAUGUAAUCCCCGACUAUGUGCUGGGCCAGAGCACCUGUGCUCUCUUCCUCAGCCUCCGCUACCACAACCUCCACCCAGACUACAUCCAUGAGCGGCUGCAGAGCUUGGGGAAGAACUUCGCCCUGCGGGUCCUGCUCGUCCAGGUGGAUGUGAAGGAUCCUCAGCAGGCACUCAAGGAGCUGGCUAAGAUGUGCAUCCUGGCCGACUGCACACUGGUCCUUGCCUGGAGCCCCGAGGAAGCUGGGCGCUACCUGGAGACCUACAAGGCCUAUGAGCAGAAGCCAGCAGACAUCCUGAUGGAGAAGCUGGAGCAAGACUUUGUCUCCCGGGUAACUGAAUGUCUGACCACCGUGAAGUCAGUCAACAAAACGGACUGUCAGACCCUCCUGGCCACUUUUGGAUCUCUGGAACAGCUCAUAACUGCAUCGCGGGAGGAUUUGGCCUUGUGCCCAGGCCUGGGUCCCCAGAAGGCCCGGAGGCUGUUUGAUGUCCUACAUGAGCCCUUCUUGAAAGUGCCCUGAUGACCUCCGCUGCCAAGGAGUCCCCCGUGUAAUAAUAAAGCAUUUUUGCAGU